This is a messenger RNA of Vanderwaltozyma polyspora DSM 70294, 1695 nucleotides long. It is a transcript of the gene CWC22, whose product is annotated as U2-type spliceosomal complex subunit CWC22. Gene Ontology annotation, cellular component: catalytic step 2 spliceosome. Gene Ontology annotation, biological process: mRNA splicing, via spliceosome. Bases 1 to 1695 code for a protein of 564 amino acids. The transcript has a single exon. NCBI's taxonomy places the organism in Eukaryota, Fungi, Ascomycota, Saccharomycetes, Saccharomycetales, Saccharomycetaceae. The record is from RefSeq and is a predicted model, not a curated record. Gene Ontology annotation, molecular function: RNA binding; protein binding.
AUGAGCAGUUCUGAUGGUACUAACCUUGAGGAACUUCAAAGGGAGAAUUGGUCCUUAUUGAAGGAUCAAAUAGAAUAUAUUAUUGGUAAUGCCGAUGAGAUGAAUAUAAUGGAAUCAUUUAAACAGUUGUUUGAAGUUAAUGUGCUGGUGGGACAAAGGUUAUUAGUUGAUAGUAUUUUGAAGAAUCAGCUAAAGAAGGAUAUUCCCGUUGUGUAUGCUUUAUUGGUAGCUUUAAUCAAUUCUGAAAUGCCGGAGAUGGGUUUACUUAUGACCAAAGAAUCCAUUGCUUUGUUUAUCAAGGGUUAUAAUAAUAUGAAUAAUUUGGAAACUUUUACAAUGGCAACCUUUAUUGCCCAAUUAUUUAACUAUGAAGUGGUACAUGAAAUUGUAAUUUUACAAAUAUUGCAUUUGCUUCUGGAAGAUUUAGAUAAUGGCUCUUUACCGGUAGUAAUAUCAUUACUAACACACUGUGGGAAGAAACUUGUUCAAGUGAAUAAAACCAUACAUAAUGCAAUUUUUGAAAAAUUGAGGCAUCUAUUACAAAGUGGUAGAUUGUCAAGAGAUGAACAUGUGAAUUUAGAAUGGUUAUUUGAACUGAGAAGUAGAAACUACCAAAACAAUGGCAUCCAAUCUACUAAUUUGAAAGUUCUUGAAGGCGAAAUGCAUACUUUCAUGAUUGAUACAGGAGAACUAAGACCUGAUUUUAAACUAACAGAAUUUAUUUACGACGAUAACUACGUAGAGAAAGAGACUUUAUUUGAAUCAUUGAAAUUAAAGGUUUACAAAGAUUAUUUUGAAGAAGAAAAGGAUAAAGCAGAGACUGUGAUAGAAGAUAGAACCGGAAUAACUGAUGUGGAAUUCAAGAAAAACAUUUAUUUAAUAUUAAAAAGUUCAUUGACAGGUGAUGAAGCCGCCCAUAAACUUUUAAAAUUAAGAAUCCCAGAUGAUAGUAAAGAUGAGGUGGUAAAUAUUAUUAUAAAGUCAAGUAUUCAGGAAUCUACAUAUUCAAAAUUUUAUGGAAUUUUAACUGAAAGACUACUUGGAAGUCAUAGGUCCUGGACUCCCGCAUUUAUUGAGACGUUUAAGUCUAAUUAUGAAAAUGCAUCUGAAUUUGAACCGGCACAACUUCGAAUAAUGGGUAAAUUGUGGGGUCAUAUUCUAGCAACUGAAGUCAUAAGCUUUGAAAUAUUUUUAAAUGUUCAUCUAAAUGAAGAAGAAAGUACACCAGCAGGAAGAAUUUUAUUGAAAUUUUUAUUUCAAGAAUUGGUCGGUGAAUUAGGAAUUGAUGAAUUGAGAAAUAGACUAGAAGCAGAUUCAAGUAAGUCAUAUUUAGUGAAUAUGUUCCCCACGGAUGACUUAGAAAAUAUUAGAUAUUCUAUUAAUUAUUUUACGGCAAUUGGAUUGGGUUCUUUGACAGAAGAGAUGAGAGAUAAGUUAAAAUCAAUUGAGGAUGAACUGAAACAAAUAAAAGUGGAAGAAGAGAAGAAAAGACAGGAACUGGUAAGAUCAAAGAAAGAAGAAGAAGAAAAGGAUAGACGAAUUUCAAGAUACAAUCAGAAGCCUGUAUCAAGGGGACCCAGAUCUAGGACACCACCUAGAAGGAGUCGAUCUAGGACACCACCAAGAAGGAAUAGAUCUAGGACGCCACCAAGAAGAGCCAGGAAUAGAUCCAGAACUCCUCCAAGAAGACGGUAA